Messenger RNA from Didymella exigua CBS 183.55, 3976 nucleotides. RefSeq lists its product as uncharacterized. Gene Ontology annotation, biological process: transmembrane transport; monoatomic ion transport. NCBI's taxonomy places the organism in Eukaryota, Fungi, Ascomycota, Dothideomycetes, Pleosporales, Didymellaceae. Gene Ontology annotation, molecular function: monoatomic ion channel activity. The transcript is spliced from 3 exons. Gene Ontology annotation, cellular component: membrane. The record is from RefSeq and is a predicted model, not a curated record. Bases 328 to 3687 code for a protein of 1119 amino acids.
CGUGAUCAUUGGCUGGCAGCGCGUCAGGAAUCGUGGGGAAACAGAGCGCGCAGAUAAGAAGAAGGCAUUGUGCCAUCCUCAUGAUCACCUCGUCUCAGCAUGGCGGCGAAGAGCGGCAUGACGGGCUACGAGGCGGUGAAUCGUGAAUCGAGUGUGGUACGAAAUUGGUAGGGUAGGGUAGGUAGGGUGGGAAGCCGGGAUCUAUUGAGGGCCAUUCCCCUGUGCACAGGAGACCUCUUGUCUAUCACUACUACCUCCUCCACACCUCACCCGCGCCACCACGAGGAUUGUUGCUCUGUUGGAAGGUGUCAGUGUGAGGGUGCCCCAAUGUUCGCCUCUCUGCUGCGCUCGAAGAAGAGUAGCCGGUCGUCUGAGACUACGCCCCUCCUUGCAGCGAUACACAGGUACCGCAACCGCCACAACGACGAGGCGUCUGAGGGCGAUGACAACUACGAAAACGAGGCAGCCCAGUUCGAUGGCGAGAUUUACGACGAAGACCACGAUCGCCGGCGUGACGGCCCAUUGCUGCCAGUCUUCUCUUCUGAGUUCCUAGACCGCAUCCCCAUAUACAACAACACGCAUGACAUUCGCACCAUCAUCGUCGAGCGCUGCGAAACGACUCUAAGCUGGGACCAGUUGCGCUCGCCGCAGGUUUCGCAGUUUCUUGUGAAACCCAUACAACAGCAGAUUCGCGCAGAGCACUUCUCGCGCGGUGCCCUGUAUUGCUUGAUAGCAAACUGCCUGCAGUUUAGGAAGGAGGGAGAGGCAAAUCCUGGCAAUGUUGGUGUCAGCAAGACCAGGGCGCUCCUCUGUGAGCUGCUCGCUAUGCGCCUGUUGAAGGAGUUCUCUACAAGAGAGCUGAUCGAUGCGCUGAGCUACGACUAUGACCCUCUGCAGGGCCUCGAGGUUGCAGCUGGUGGCGCCAACUGGACACGGCAGAGACAGCAACAUGCGCGUAUCUCAGCGCUUGAAAUCGCCAUUCGUGCCCAGGCCAAGAAGUUCCUUGCGCAUCCUUUGGUUGUGCAGCAGCUGGAGGCUAUUUGGGCAGGAACAAUUGUCUUCCACUCGGUUGCUGACAGUCUCCACCGCAAGCCUGAUACCUCCCACAGCAAACCCACGAGCGACGAGGUCUCUCCCGGUAGAGGACCUUCACGUCGUCAGCCACCGCCAAAGAAGGCCAACGCCGACCUACCAACGUCAGCGCUCAUGAGACGAACAGUGACUCUGUACGAUCCCCACGACUCGUCACUCUUCAAGCUCUCCCGCCUCCGAGUACCCCGCUACCGCAACAUGUUCUCCACCCUAUCCUUUGGUAUAAUGCUGGGGCUGUUUUUGGCUGUCCUAGCCGAAAAGUCAGACGAUAUCACGGUUCUGGAAGUCGUCUUCUGGUUUUGGAGCGCUGGAUACAUGUUGGACGAGAUUGUUGGAUUCUCCGAACAAGGAUUCGGGUUGUACAUCAUGUCUGUCUGGAAUGCCUUCGAUCUAGGAAUUCUGCUGAUGUUCGUGGCAUACUACAUCCUGCGACUGUACGGUAUUCUCAUGCCGGAUAUCAGACGUGGAGUUGUGACCAGCCUAGCGUACGACGUCCUAGGAGCGACAGCCGUACUACUGUUUCCUCGCCUCUUCUCAGCCUUGGACCACUACCAAUACUUCUCACAACUUCUAAUCGCCUUCCGCAUGAUGGCUGUGGAUCUGGUUGCCAUUCUGGUGCUGAUUGUCAUUGCCUGCAGUGGCUUCUUUGUAUCCUUCAGCAUGGCAUUUGUUGGCAAGGAGAUUGGAGCUAGAAAUGCUGCAUACGCCAUCUUCCAGUUACUCAUGGGUUUCACACCCGCAGCAUGGGACCUCUGGGGCGAGUACAACAUGUUAGGAAAGGCUCUGUUGGCCCUCUUCCUCUUCAUGUGUCACUUCCUCAUUGUGACUAUCCUGAUUACAGUGUUAACGAACUCGUUCAUGAAGAUCGUUCAGAACGCCAACGAGGAGCACCAGUUUUUGUUCGCGGUGAACUGCAUUUCAAUGGUCAAGUCUGAUGCGCUCUUCUCCUACAUCCCGCCUACGAACAUUGUAGGCUGGCUGCUAAUACCACUCAAGUUCAUGAUGCCCUUCAAGACGUUCAUACGCAUGAACAGGACGGUCAUCAAGCUGACGCACAUCCCGAUUCUUUUCACCAUUUUCUUGUACGAAAGGCUGGUGCUUUCGAAUUUGGCAUACGGACCCACCGAUUUGGUGGAGAGCCGUGGACGACCUGGGACUGCAUCGCCCCUGGCACCAGCGUUCAGCAUCCGCGGUGCUGUUGAGUCCUUUCAGCCACGCCUGCGGGAGCCGUCCAUUACCACUUUCCACAAGGACCGCGCUCUAGAAGAGGUGUUCCGCAGGCCUUACCGCGACACCAGUGUGCAAGCGCCUUCCAACUACCCCUCGGGUCGCAGGAACUCGAGCAACGUAGUUUCCGAUUGGAUGAAGAAGAUGGGUGAUGAUGAGGAAGUAACACCACCUCAGGAGGAUGCUCAAUCCGUUCUUGAUCGUCUUGAGACUCGUGCCAGACCAUAUCUGCGCCGCUCGAAGACUUCUGGUCAGCCUAGGCGAAGGCAUCCACUCUCUUUCACAAGAAGUGCCGCCUCUGAUCAGGAUGAUAGCUUCAUUACAUUCCCUCGUCCAAUCAUGGAAGAGGAAGAGCCGAUCCCUAAUGAUGAUAACCCACAGCAGACUGAUGCUGAUGGAGAUGACGAGCUUCUGACACAACCUGACGAUAACGAUUCGAACUCGGACCGCCAAACAACUCCAAAGAACCUACCAACACCUGACAAGGAAAACAAGAAGCCCAAAGCUGGUUAUGAAACAUCCGAGGAUGAGUUCUUCCGUACACCGAUGGUUUCGAGGCCAAAGACUCCUGCGCGGACCCCUGCUAGGGCCAGAUCACCAUCAGAUACCGGUGCGCCAGAAGCGCAGAUGUCGCCAAGCAGGAAGCACAAGCCAGGACAUGCUCGUAACUCCUCGACCAACACUAUUCUGUUUAGCCCUACGAAAGAGACGAUUGACGUGUCACGUCCAGCUUCGCCAGAAAAGCGUCUGAAAUUGAGCUCACGCAGCGGGACGGCCACGCCAGGUCGCCUCGACAGACCCUCGUCCGCUGGCACGAAGACGCCCAAGCGUCAUCAGCCGAUUACUCACGUCAGUCAUGCCUCAGCGUCUCGUGCUCGAGCAAUCCUGCCUCCUGAGACCGGUCGGAAGACACCCAAUUUGUCCAAUUUUUUCGCCCUGGAACGCCAGAAUCGUACACCUUCUUUCAAUGCCAUGGCGCUCGACCUGGCUUCCGACCUGGGUGAUAACAAUAACAAUCCCAACUUCGGCAAUCUGAACACCAUCCCAGCGUCCUUUACAACUCAAUUCGAGCUUGCAGCGCGAGCCAGACAAGAAGCGCGCAUGGAGCGUAAGGGCAGUGAUACCGAAUCCGAUUCGAAUCGCAUGAGUAGGAUCAUGCUCGCCAGGAUGACAACAUUGGAAGAAGGCUUCCGCGAUGUGCUGAAGGAGGUCAAAGGUCUUAGAGUCGGAGAUUCGAGCGCGGCUGCUAGUCAGCGUACACACACACCGCCCAACGAACGCAACGACCUAAUGAAGAAGAAGGGAAAAGCGAAGAAACGAAACGGCAAGAAAGGUAGCGGGGAUGACAAGUUCGGAUCGAGCGUAUAGACGUUAUGUGAUCCAUUGAAGAUUUAAAGUCGAGGUUGCCUUUGCGCACUAGCAUGGCUUGCGGUUGGAAGCGGCCCUUUGCGUUGCGUUGCAUUGCAUUGCUUGCGCUGUUUACAGUAACAGUAUAUCUGGGUGUGAUGAUUAUGGCCUUUCUUUCGCGAGAUACCCCUUAGGGAUUUGCGUCUGAGAUGCGGCGUUGGCUUUGGCUUGGCUUGGGUUGUAUCAUUGUCUCGUUGCCGUUGGUCAUUCUUGUACAGCAUGAGCGUAAUGAUGAAACAUACUCUCUCAC